AUGAGACGAGUAGUUGUAACAGGAAUUGGACUUGUUACACCUCUUGGAACAGGAGUUCGUCAUUGCUGGCUGCGUUUAUUGCGUGGCGAUAGUGGAAUUGUAUCGUUAAAAGGUCUAGAUGAUGAUGAUCGAUAUGAAACAUUGCCGUGCAAAGUUGGGGGAUUGGUGCAGAAAGGGGCUUUUCUGGACGGUUUCUGGGAUGCAGAAGAGUGGAUUGGCAAGGAUAAUCUUCGUAGGAUGGCUACAUUUUCACAAUAUGCUGUUGGUGCAUCAGUUCAGGCUAUUCAAGAUGCAGGAAUAGAUUGCUAUUAUGGUGAAUCGGUUGGUGUAUGUAUUGGCUCGGGUAUAGGAAGUUUGCAAGAUUUUGUAGAGACGUCAAGUAAAUUUGAGAAAUAUGGGUGGAAAAAAGUUGUGCCUCUUUUUAUUCCGAAAAUUUUGGUGAAUAUGGCUGCUGGACACUUAGCAAUAAGAUAUGGGUUUCGUGGACCUAAUCAUUCGUGUUCUACUGCCUGUACUACUGGAAAUCAUUCAAUUGGUGAUGCAUUUCGAUUUAUUCAGUACGGAGAUGCAGAUAUUAUGAUUGCAGGUGGUUCUGAAGCAUCUAUUCAUCCCCUAGCAAUUGCAGGGUUUUCAAGAAUAAAAAGUCUUUCAACAAAAUAUAAUGAUGUGCCAUCAAAAUCAUCUAGACCGUUUGACAAAGACCGUUGUGGAUUUGUCAUUGGUGAAGGUUCUGGAAUUGUGGUUUUGGAGGAAUUAGAACAUGCUCGUGCUCGUGGUGCAAGGAUUUAUGCAGAGUUACGAGGAUAUGGUUUAUCUUGUGACGCAUACCAUAUUACCAGUUCUUCAGAGGAGGGUAUGGGUGCUCAACUUUCUAUGAAAAAUGCUUUAAAACAUGCUCGUUUAAAACCUUCAGAUGUCGAUUAUAUAAAUGCACAUGCAACAUCUACAUUACUAGGUGAUAUGGUUGAAAAUAAGGCUAUUAAAAAAGUUAUGUUAGGGCCUAAUGGGAAAUUGAGCGCUAAAGAAAUUAAUGUAUCAAGUACGAAAGGUGCUACAGGACAUAUGCUUGGUGCUGCUGGUGCUGUAGAGUCUAUUUUUACUGUGCUGGCUAUUUAUCAUAGAAUAAUGCCACCAACAUUAAAUUUGGAAAAUCCGGGAGAGCCUUCAGAAGAAUUUGAUUGUAAUUAUAUACCAUUAUAUGCUCAAGAAAAAGAAAUAAAGGUUGCGUUAACUAAUAGUUUUGGUUUUGGUGGAACUAAUGCAUCACUUUGUUUUACGGAAUAUAAUGAUUAA
This is a messenger RNA of Pneumocystis jirovecii RU7, 1293 nucleotides long. Its product is annotated as beta-ketoacyl-acyl-carrier-protein synthase II. Gene Ontology annotation, biological process: fatty acid biosynthetic process. Bases 1 to 1293 code for a protein of 430 amino acids. NCBI's taxonomy places the organism in Eukaryota, Fungi, Ascomycota, Pneumocystomycetes, Pneumocystales, Pneumocystaceae. The transcript is spliced from 8 exons. The record is from RefSeq and is a predicted model, not a curated record. Gene Ontology annotation, molecular function: 3-oxoacyl-[acyl-carrier-protein] synthase activity.